Messenger RNA from Dichomitus squalens LYAD-421 SS1, 1287 nucleotides. RefSeq names its product cyclin-like protein. Lineage: Eukaryota; Fungi; Basidiomycota; Agaricomycetes; Polyporales; Polyporaceae. The transcript is spliced from 4 exons. Bases 1 to 1062 code for a protein of 353 amino acids. Gene Ontology annotation, biological process: regulation of transcription by RNA polymerase II; regulation of cyclin-dependent protein serine/threonine kinase activity. Gene Ontology annotation, molecular function: cyclin-dependent protein serine/threonine kinase regulator activity. The record is from RefSeq and is a predicted model, not a curated record. Gene Ontology annotation, cellular component: transcription factor TFIIK complex; nucleus.
AUGACCGCCACGUCUACAUUGGAGUCUCAACCAGUCGCAUCAACCUCCUCACAGCAGUCUCUGUAUGAAGCAAGCACCCAGUACCGCCACUGGCGUUUCUCGCCAAAGCAAUUGGUGGACAUGCGAUACGCUCUGAACUCGGAUGCUGUCUCUGCAAUUCGCAAUGCGUUCGAGAACGACUCCCCGGGAUCUUCUGCCAGCGUCGCUUUCCUCAGCGCCCAGGAGGAAUACUUGCUCGUGAAACUAUACGUCGGGAAGGUUUCCCAGCUAUGUGCACAUUUCCGUUUCCCCGAGGAAGUCGAGGCGACAGCAGUAACAUACCUCAAGAGAUUCUACCUUAAGAACACAGUCAUGGACUGGCAUCCAAAGAAUGUCAUGCUCACAGCGCUAUUCCUUGCAACCAAGACAACGAACCAUCCAAUUUCCCUCGAGUCCUAUGCGUCCCAUAUCCCAAAGACAGCACCCUCGGACGUCCUCGACUUGGAGUUCCUUGUCGCACAAAGUUUAGGUUUCGAUUUCGCUGUCUGGCAUCCCCACCGAUCGCUCUGGGGUAUAUGGCUGGAUAUCCAAACGUUGCCGGACGUAUCACUAGGAGAUCUGCAGACGGCAUACGAGGCCGCGACGAAACAUGUCCGAGCAGCCCGGCUCACGGAUGCUGAGUUCAUCUACACCCCUUCCCAGAUCGCCCUAGCUUGUUUCUCCCUCGCAUCGCCCACAUUGGCGUCCGCAUGGGCGCGGGCGAAGUUCCCUUCUUUACCUCAUCCGCCAGUGGCAGAUGUGCUGGGGUCUAUCGAGGCAAUGAUUCUCCGGGAAGGGUCACCGCCCGACGUUGAAGCUGUGCGCGAGGUGGAUAGGCGGCUUAGACUGUGCAAGAACCCGGAGAAGAUCGUCGGGAGUAACGCGUAUAAUAAAAAGUUACAAGAGAAGGAGAAGAAAGCGGAGGAAAAAAGGAUACGCAAAGCGGAGGCAGCUCGCAUAGCUAUGGAAGAAGGUGACCCGUUUGGGAACGAGCUGGCGAAGAAGGCGGUCGAAGAGUUGGACGAUGAUGAUGACGACGACUGACCGGGUGACGGACGGUAUUCUAGGUGGUCCCGCUGAUCAUCUCCGCGUUUCCUGGGUGCAGCGAAGUCUGACAAGGUUCAGCUCGACGUCUUCUGGUAAAGCUAUGUAGUAUCAUCCCGGAUACCGCGAUGCAUCGGUAGUCAGUUUCUGCAAUUGCAUGUGGACGGCAUAACGAGCAAGGUAUGCUUGGCGAGGCGGUGUAAUGGGGCACGAUGAUGCAUUAAC